AUGAAAACCGAUGAGGUGAAAUCAGAAAAAGUCAACAGCUGGGUGGAUGAAGUCAAAGGCGUUUGCCCAGAAAAACGGAACCAGAAAACUAGUUUGUUUCAAGAAUUCUCUCAAAAUGCAACGGUACACGGACUUCGGCACACCUCUCAGCAUGGUCUGUUUAGACGUGGCUUCUGGUGCGUGGCUUUUCUCAGUAUGUUGUCGGGUUUGUUAUAUACGGUCUUCUCCCAGGUUGUUGUCAUACUGGAGUACCCGACCAUAACACAACAGAGCAUGGAAUUCACGGCUGGCCUGCCCUUUCCGGCCGUUACACUCUGUAGUUUAAACCUAUUCCGGAAGUCUAGGAUAGGCAACGAUCCGGUUUUACGUCAGAUGCAACUUGCCAUGUCCGACUUGGGCCAAAUGAGCCCGACCAUUAACUGGAGCGAUCCUAUUUGGAACUAUACCAUGAAUCAGAAGGAGAUUGAGGAAAUGGAGUUGUAUUUGGAAUACAUAGGUCAUCCUCUAGAGGAAACCCUCAUGUUUUGCUCUUGGGACAGCAAAAUCUACGAAUGUAAGGAUAUUUUCAAAGUGCAGAAGAUUGACUUCGGUAUGUGUUUCACGUUCAACGGACGGUGGCAGAAUGCAACUCCCAGGUACUCGAUGCACAAGGGCAACAGGUACGGCCUCACGGUCGUAGCCAACAUCAUGCAAAACGAGUACAUUCUGGGAGCUGACAAUGACGUUGCCGGACUUAGGAUGAUUUUCACUCAAAAUGACUCCUCAAAACAAGGAUUAUCUCUGACCUCACGCUGUACUGAGGAAUAUUUCACAUAUGAUAGUGGCCAGGUGUUACUGCAUGACCCAGAAGAAACUCCUCUGGUAGAAGGAAGAGGGUUUAAUGUGGCGCCGGGAAAAGCAACCAAAGGCUCUCUGAACUUAAGCAGCCAUGAUGAACGUUUCAUGACUGAGAACAUCGCCUGGACGUGUGGCUGUCCAAUCCCGUGUAAGAUGAACAUCUACAACGCGGAGGUUUCUAUGGGGGAUUAUCCGUCUUCUGCUCUAAUGGAGGAGAUACAGACCAUGUUCAAUCUAAACACAACUGAGGCAGAGUUUCGGAACAAUUAUCUCAAGCUUACCUUGGCGUAUGAUGAAUUCCUGAUUGAGUCUAUCAAUCAAGUUCCAGAGUAUGACUUCGAGUCAAUUAUGGGUACCAUCGGGGGUCAGCUGGGCAUUUUCAUUGGCGCAAGUCUGUUGAGCAUAUUGGAGUUUCUUGAAUUCGGAUUGGAGAUUAUCUUUUUCAAGGUUUUGAGGAUGGGGAAUAAAACAAGGCCUCAGUCGUAG
Molecule: messenger RNA, 1323 nt
Organism: Liolophura sinensis
Lineage: Eukaryota; Metazoa; Mollusca; Polyplacophora; Chitonida; Chitonidae
Product: acid-sensing ion channel 2-like
Exons: 8
Coding region: 1-1323 (440 amino acids)
Biological process (GO): sodium ion transmembrane transport
Cellular component (GO): plasma membrane
Molecular function (GO): ligand-gated sodium channel activity
Source: RefSeq, a predicted model, not a curated record